CGUCGUUGGCCGCGGCGGCGGCGGCGGCAGUGGCGCUGGCAGUGAUAACCGCGGCGGCCGACAGACUACGAUGCGCCCGGCUCCCGGCCGCAGGCAACAAGUGCCACGUCAAGUCCGACCCUGAAUCCAGAUCCCGCGCGUAUUGCUGUUGCUAGAGCUAAGACACCAACGUGAGCACAAUAAUACUUAGAAAAAUGAGCGUCGACUGCGUUUACACCAGUGCAGUGACGUUACUGCUGUGUUGUUCAGCCGUCUUGGGACGGCCGUCAUCCAAUGGUGGAGCAGACGGUGGCGGUGGUGGUGGCAGUGGAGGUGGUACUGGCACUGCUGGUGGCGGUGGCGCAGGUGGCAACGGUAGUGGUGGGUCGGCGGUCGACGAUACUGACGAGAGCCCUGUGGUGGUGACCAGUACCGGUAUAGUGCAGGGGUACACGAAAAUCAUUGCGAACCGCGAGGUGCGGGUGUACACGGGCAUACCGUUCGCCAAGCCACCAGUGGGUCAGCUCAGGUUCCGGCGCCCAGUGCCCAUCGAUCCCUGGUCAGGUGUGCUGAACGCCACCAGGUUGCCGAAUACAUGCUACCAAGAGCGGUACGAGUAUUUCCCUGGGUUCGUUGGCGAAGAGAUGUGGAACCCGAAUACCAAGCUCUCGGAGGACUGUUUGUACUUGAACGUUUGGAUACCGAGGAAACAACGCACCAGGCACCAUUCGAAUAACGCGCAUCAUGCCAAGAUACCAGUACUAGUUUGGAUAUACGGUGGAGGUUAUAUGUCGGGUACUUCGACAUUAGAUAUCUAUGACGGCGAUCUAUUGGCAGCUACGUUCGACGUAAUGAUUGCUUCUAUGCAGUAUAGGCUCGGGGCAUUUGGUUCGUUAUACUUAACGCCCGAGCUCCCUGAGGAUAGCGAUGACGCGCCUGGCAAUAUGGGAUUAUGGGAUCAAGCGCUGGCUAUCAAGUGGAUCAAAGAAAAUGCAGCGGCUUUUGGAGCUGAUCCAGAGACAAUUACGUUGUUUGGAGAAUCAGCAGGAGGUGGAUCAGUGAGUGUGCACUUAAUUUCGCCGGAGACAAGAGGCAUGGUAAAACGUGGAAUUAUACAGUCUGGUACCGUGAACGCACCUUGGAGCUACAUGACUGGUGAACGAGCAGUAGACAUAGCAAAGAAGUUGUUGGACGAUUGCAACUGUAAUUCGUCGUCAUUGUAUAGCAACCCGAUUGGCACCAUGUCAUGCAUGCGAUCUGUUGAUGCAAGUACCAUAUCUAAAAAGCAAUGGAACAGCUAUUCCGGUAUUUUGGGUUUCCCGUCUGCGCCUACCGUGGACGGAAUUCUCCUUCCGGAACACCCACUGGACAUGUUGGCUAAGGCGAAUUUUUCGGACAUCGAUAUACUUAUUGGAAGCAAUCUGAACGAAGGAACAUAUUUUUUGCUGUACGAUUUUGUCGAUUUCUUCGACCGGACGUCGGCCACUGCUUUGCCCAGGGAAAAAUUUGUGCAAAUAGUCAACGUAAUAUUCAAAGAUAGAACACAGUUGGAAAGAGAUGCUAUUAUAUAUCAGUAUUCGGGAUGGGAAAAAAAAGAAGUGGAUGACAUAUAUUCCAACCAAAAACAAUUGAGCGACGUGGUUGCAGAUUAUUUUUUUGUUUGUCCAACCAACCUAUUUGCCAACAUCGUAUCAAGUCGUGGAGCUCGGGUGUACUACUAUUUCUUCACUCACAGAACAGACUCACACUUGUGGGGUGAAUGGAUGGGCGUGUUGCACGGUGACGAGAUGCAAUACGUGUUCGGCCAUCCGUUGAACAUGUCGAUGCCAUAUAACGCCAGGGAAAGAGACUUGAGCAUACGAAUCAUGGAGGCGUUCACCAGAUUUUCGUUGACCGGAACACCUGUAUCAGAUGACAUAGAAUGGCCACUAUAUAAUGAAUCAAAGCCGAUUUAUCAUGUAUGGAAUGCUGCUGAAAUGCACGUAGGUUAUGGACCUAGAGCAGCUGAAUGCCAGUUUUGGAACGGAUUUUUCCCGAAAAUCGCCCAAGCCUUAAAAGAAACUAGUAAAACUACUUGUGAAGAUUAUCCAGACUCCAUGCCCACUACGAAUGAAAAUUGUACGCUUAUGUCAUCGUUUGCUACUAUCAAUCCUCAAAUCUCUUUCACCGUAAUAUUUAUCUUCGUUCUACCGGCACAUGGAUUGUUCUAAAGAAAAACAACAACUUAAACAUACUAAAGUAAACCAAAAAAAUAAAUAAAUAAAAAUAAAAUGAGAAGUUUAAUAACAUUUAACGGCCAAUAAGCGUGCUCGUGACUCGGGACGUCGACACCAGCACGGUAUAUGCUGUAAAUCAAAAUUUACAUAUCAGAAACACGCAUAUCAUUAAAUACGUAGACAAAAUCUAAAUGGAAUCUGAAACGUGAUACAAGUGUUAGAAUCAACGAGAAUUCUCGAGUGUUAAUUAGAGUAUAUAAUAAUAAUAUAAAUAAUAAUAAUAAUAAUAAUAAUAAUAAUAAUAUAAAUAAUAAAAUUAAUAUAAUAAUCAUUAUAAUCAUAAAAAUACUACAAAUAACGAUAUAAAAAGCUUGUUGUCCGUUUCAAAUAAAUGCGCAAAGGACAUUGUUUUCUUAACUGGGAAACCCAAGUAUAUUACCGUAUAUUAUAUAUACAUAUAAGAUAUAAAAUUAUAAUAUAGGUAUAUAUAAUGUCUUCUAGUAAAAUUCUCCGUAUAAAUGUAUUAUAUAUAAUAUAGGUAGUAGUAGUGUAAUAAUGUAUCACAGCACGUUCUUUAAACUCAAGUCCAUUUCGUCCAAUUACACUGGGAUCACAAUAUCAACAUGCAGACAAUCUUAGCUCUUUAAUAUUGAUAAUUAAAUCAAAUAUAAGUAAACUUUUUAAUAUAGCUCAAUUACAUUUAUAUGUACGUGUGUAAAACGGCUUGAGAAAAUGAAUCUUUUUGUACAAUCUAGAUAGUAUUAUAAUAUCGUAUCUUUUAACGGAUCUAAAGAUAGAUUAUUUAUGAUGAUCGUUUUUUUCAUAUUUUUAUACCUAAGAAAAAAAAGAAAAUGAGAGAAAAUCAAGAACUUUUUAGAAAUGCUGUUAUAACAAUCGAAAUUUAACAUUAUCGUUUUAUUUAUCAAAAUCUAUAAUAAUAUAAUAAUAAAUCAAAAACUAUUGCCAAACGAGUACAAAACCAACGCAUUCGUGGGUCAACAUUAAACGGCUUUACGGAUAUAUGUUGUAAAUCAGUUUUUAAUUGAUCAGACGAUGUUAGGGAUGAGCUAUAGAGAUUUCAUUUUUUAACGAUAUCAACGUGAUUCAUUGAACGUAAAAACUCAUUAUUUCAGAAAAUAUUAACGUUUUUAAAAAUAUAUAUUUUAAUUAACUUUAAGCCAUUACAAAACAUUU
Melanaphis sacchari is the source of this 3389-nucleotide messenger RNA. RefSeq names its product acetylcholinesterase-like. The coding region runs from base 195 to 2189 and encodes 664 amino acids. Gene Ontology annotation, molecular function: acetylcholinesterase activity. The transcript has 9 exons. Gene Ontology annotation, biological process: acetylcholine catabolic process; choline metabolic process. The record is from RefSeq and is a predicted model, not a curated record. Gene Ontology annotation, cellular component: plasma membrane. Lineage: Eukaryota; Metazoa; Arthropoda; Insecta; Hemiptera; Aphididae.